Messenger RNA from Acanthosepion pharaonis, 618 nucleotides. The record is from the annotation of a GenBank genome assembly. Lineage: Eukaryota; Metazoa; Mollusca; Cephalopoda; Sepiida; Sepiidae.
AUGUCUGCAGGCCCUCUUUCUACGUUCCACGUGAUUGUCAUCGCAGUGGUAUGUGGUAUAAUUUUGAUCGUGUUGGUUGUGAUCCUCAUCCUAUUCCUCUAUUGGCGCAGUCGUAAUCAGAAAAAACAAUAUGGAAAUGAAGUCAACUAUCCCCAUAUGUCGAAUGGAAGCGUCCCGAAUGGCAUUGCUGGACGACAGGGUUAUGAUAACCCAGGUAUGGUCUACGUAAAUACUGUUGAUGGCAAUCUGCCUAUGUAUGGACUGAAUGAAAAACAAGAAAGCAUGCCAAAUGGGUAUGGACCCUAUACCAAUGGUUUUGUUGAAAAUACGCACAAUACUUCCAGUGAGCACACUGAUGAACUGCCACCUUAUACUGACCAAGACAUUGGCCAAGAGUUAUCAGAUGAAUCUGACUUGGACAAGCCAUAUGAUUGUAGACCUAUGAAUGACACUAUGACCUUCUACAACAAUCCACACAAUAUAACAAGGAACCCAAACUUUAUUAGUUUGAGUCCAGAUGGCAUGCCUCGAGAUACAAGUAUCAGUGGCCGGGAAAGUGGCUACUCAACACCCGAUUCCACCCGACCAAAAAAGGUUAUUUACGAAGUCAUUGUAUGA